Molecule: messenger RNA, 1101 nt
Organism: Danaus chrysippus (African queen)
Lineage: Eukaryota; Metazoa; Arthropoda; Insecta; Lepidoptera; Nymphalidae
Source: the annotation of a GenBank genome assembly
AUGGAGCCCUUUUCGCCGAAUUUUCAAGUGAUCCAAUCUGAUUGUACAGGUGAAGAGGAACGUGAACACCAAUGCAAGGAGUGCGGCCUGAGGCUGUCCACCCGCAGCGCGCUGACCGCCCACACGCGCUCACACCGGGCCGCCGCCGACGCGCACCGCUGUGACGUGUGCCACAAGACGUUCGCCGUGCCCGCCCGGCUGGUGCGCCACUACCGCACGCACACCGGCGAGAGGCCCUUCGAGUGCGAGUACUGCCACAAGAUGUUCAGCGUGAAGGAGAACCUGCAGGUGCACCGCCGGAUACACACCAAGGAGCGGCCCUACCGCUGCGGGGUCUGCGGCGCCGCCUUCGAGCACUCCGGCAAGCUGCACCGGCACGCCAGGAUCCACACGGGCGAGAGGCCGCACGCCUGCCCGCACUGCCACAAGACCUUCAUACAGUCCGGGCAGCUGGUGAUCCACCUCCGGACACACACCGGGGAGAAGCCCUACAGGUGUCCGGCGCCCGGCUGCGGGAAGGGCUUCACGUGCUCCAAACAACUCAAAGUACACUCCCGCACGCACACCGGGGAGAGGCCCUACACCUGUGAGAUAUGUCUGCGGGACUUCGGCUACAACCACGUGCUGAAGUUGCACCGCUUCCAGCACUUCGGCGAGAGAUGCUACCGCUGUACGGUGUGCGACGGGACCUUCAACACUAAGAAGCAGAUGGAGGCUCACAUCUACAAGGAGCACGGGGCCGAGAGUCCCAAGGCCCCGGCGCAAGCAUCAGAUUACUCGGUGCCGUUAGUAGUGAAUGGGAACGUCAUGUGUGAUAUCGUGGAGGCCGCCCUACAGCAGCUCCCUCCUACGCCUCCCAGUUCUCCUCCGUCCCCGCUGCCUGUGCCGGGGUCACUUCAAGCCCCGUGUGUCCCCUCCCCCUCGUCAUUAACCCCCUCUCCCUCGCCCACGGAGAGCUGCCCCUCCCUGAUGACCCUCGCGCCCUCCUCCCUCCCCCCCAGGAAACGUAAGCUCGUCCCUCACAUAGAGCCGGUCCAGCCGGAGCCGGUCGUCCGUCACACGUCCGUCAUACAGUUCGCGCCGCCCUCCAGCGUGUCAUAG